CAGGCUGACUCAUCAGUAGAAAUUGGGAAGAGCUGCAGAAGAGAAGCCAAACAGACAAGCUGAUAACUCAAAGAAAUACUCUUUUGAGUUGGGGGUUCAGAGUGGAGCCAUCAUGAGCGAUGUUACCAUUGUGAAGGAAGGCUGGGUUCAGAAGAGGGGAGAAUAUAUAAAAAACUGGCGGCCAAGAUAUUUCCUGCUAAAGACAGAUGGGUCUUUCAUAGGCUAUAAGGAAAAGCCCCAGGAUGUGGAUCUGCCAUAUCCACUCAACAACUUUUCAGUGGCAAAAUGUCAACUAAUGAAAACAGAGCGACCAAAGCCAAACACAUUCAUUAUCAGAUGUCUUCAGUGGACCACUGUCAUAGAGAGGACAUUCCACGUAGACACUCCGGAGGAACGGGAAGAAUGGACAGAAGCAAUCCAGGCUGUAGCAGACAGACUUCAGAGGCAAGAAGAAGAGAGGAUGAACUGUAGUCCAACUUCACAGAUAGACAAUAUAGGAGAAGAAGAGAUGGAUGCUUCAACAACCCAUCAUAAAAGAAAGACAAUGAAUGAUUUUGACUAUUUAAAACUACUGGGCAAAGGCACGUUUGGCAAAGUUAUCCUGGUCCGAGAGAAGGCUAGUGGGAAAUACUAUGCUAUGAAGAUUUUGAAAAAAGAAGUCAUUAUUGCAAAGGAUGAAGUGGCUCAUACGCUUACGGAAAGCAGAGUAUUGAAAAACACCAGGCACCCUUUUUUAACAUCCUUGAAAUAUUCCUUCCAGACAAAGGAUCGUUUGUGUUUUGUGAUGGAGUAUGUUAACGGAGGAGAGCUGUUUUUCCAUUUGUCGAGAGAGCGGGUGUUCUCAGAGGACCGCACACGCUUCUAUGGUGCAGAAAUUGUCUCUGCCCUGGACUAUCUGCAUUCUGGGAAGAUUGUGUACCGUGAUCUCAAGUUAGAAAAUCUCAUGUUGGAUAAAGAUGGACACAUAAAAAUUACAGAUUUUGGACUUUGCAAAGAAGGAAUCACAGACGCAGCGACUAUGAAAACAUUCUGUGGUACUCCAGAAUACCUGGCACCCGAGGUGUUGGAAGAUAAUGACUAUGGUCGUGCAGUGGACUGGUGGGGAUUAGGAGUUGUCAUGUAUGAAAUGAUGUGUGGAAGAUUACCGUUCUACAACCAAGAUCAUGAGAAACUAUUUGAACUGAUACUAAUGGAGGACAUAAAAUUUCCUCGAACGCUGUCUGCAGAUGCAAAAUCAUUACUAUCAGGCCUACUGAUAAAGGAUCCAAAUAAGCGACUUGGUGGAGGCCCAGAUGAUGCAAAAGAAAUCAUGCGUCAUAGUUUCUUUGCUGGAGUGAAUUGGCAAGAUGUAUAUGAUAAAAAGCUUGUACCUCCUUUUAAACCUCAAGUGACAUCUGAGACAGACACCAGGUAUUUUGAUGAAGAAUUUACAGCUCAGACUAUUACGAUAACGCCGCCUGAAAAAUAUGACGAGGAUGGUAUGGACUGCAUGGACAAUGAGAGGCGGCCACAUUUCCCCCAGUUUUCCUACUCUGCAAGUGGACGAGAAUAACUUUUUUGUUCUGCUGCUUCACUGUCAUCUUAGGUUUAUCACUGAAAAUGAUUCCUGAACAUCACCACCAGUACUAGAUGCUAUUUAAGAUAGCAGGGGCACUUUCAGAGACCAUUCCAAAUUGAACAAGUUUUUUUCCCAAACCUACCUAAAA
Charadrius vociferus (killdeer) is the source of this 1706-nucleotide messenger RNA. RefSeq names its product v-akt murine thymoma viral oncogene homolog 3 (gene AKT3). Bases 113 to 1552 code for a protein of 479 amino acids. Gene Ontology annotation, biological process: protein phosphorylation. Lineage: Eukaryota; Metazoa; Chordata; Aves; Charadriiformes; Charadriidae. Gene Ontology annotation, molecular function: ATP binding; protein serine/threonine kinase activity. The record is from RefSeq and is a predicted model, not a curated record. The transcript is spliced from 13 exons.